Phialemonium atrogriseum is the source of this 1049-nucleotide messenger RNA. RefSeq lists its product as uncharacterized. The record is from RefSeq and is a predicted model, not a curated record. Lineage: Eukaryota; Fungi; Ascomycota; Sordariomycetes; Cephalothecales; Cephalothecaceae. The transcript is spliced from 4 exons. The coding region runs from base 358 to 903 and encodes 181 amino acids.
GGAAAAGCUACCUCAGCAAGUCCUCGAGCCUUUCCUCUUACGAGAUUUGAUAUGCGUGACACGGUCCUACCAGUUGAAUCCUAUCAUCCGCUACGAUGGGAAUCUAUACAAAAGGGUUAACGCCUCGCCGCACUUGUCGAACGCCAUGAUAUCCAGCCCGACAGAUAUCUGAAGAGCGCCAGUCCUUCUGUUCCCAUCGUUUCGCCCUAGGGGCUUUGAUUGUAAUAGCGUCGUUUGUCGCGUCCUUUUGUCCAUACUUCCUUUCGCUGUCGAUAUACCCCUACGUCACCUUCCUCGGGCAUACCAGCCAUAUCUAUCUUCCCGUUAAUUACUAUUGUCUCUAAGUUAAAAGGACCAAUGGAUGGACUCAACAUAUACCGAACGGCGCGAGUCGCCGAUGUCCUCUCCGACUUCCGCACGCUGCAGUACUACAUCGCCGCGGCGCCCGUCGACCCCGAAGACAUGGACGACUACUACACCGAAGGCUGGGCUGUGCUCCGGCAGUGCGCCCUCGACGGGCAGCACAUCCUCAACUGCGGCGCCGACACCACGGUGCCCCAGGCCACCGGCGGGCCCGAGGAGCAGGAAAAGGCGGAGCUGAAACACGUUCUGCUCGACGCAUUCGCCCGCAGACACCAGGGUCAGAAGAUCUACCUCCGCCAGGCUGCUGCGCAGCGCUGGGUCGAGUGGAGAAACCAGACCUUGAUGGGUGACCGCCCUCACCAGGGCAACCAGUCGCAGCUCCGGAGCUGCGACCAACAAUUGCGAGCUGAGCUCGCCAUGGUCACCGAUGAGUACGUCUACACCGAGCUCCAAACCUCGGAUCUUGCCAUGGGCCGCUGGAUCGCCGAGGACCCCAGCUUGCGGAGCGUUCAACGAUGGGUCAACUCCAGAGGUGCCUGAUCCCUCUCUCCCUCCGUUGGGUCAGCCAUGACAACGGAAACAGGGGGCCUUAAUUCCUUCCUUCCUUUCUUCAUUUAUUGCAUAUAAUUGGCGCCAAACGUGCACGUUGGCAAGGGAAACGACCGGUAUACCACAUUGGGGCGCGC